AACCAAGCAUAGACAGAAACGAUCAAAAUGGAUAAGCUUAGAGAAAAAAUUAACGCUGCUCGCGCCGAAACUGAUGAAGCCGUUGCACGCGCCGAAGCUGCAGAAGCCAAGCUGAAAGAACUAGAACAUCAAAUGUCUAUUAAAGAACAAGAAUAUGAUUCCCUUUCUAGAAAGCAUGAAACUUCCGAGUCUCGCUUAGAAGAAAUUGAAGAGGAGAUGAAAGAUUUACGCCUAAAAGCAGACGAUGAAACUGGCCAAAAGAGUGAAAUAGAGCAAGUUACUCGGAAGGUCGAGCUAUUAGAAGAAGAACUUGAGACAAAUGAUAAGCUCCUUCGCGAUACCACAGAGAAGAUGCGCCAAACAGACGUCAAGGCUGAACACUUUGAGAGACGCGUUCAGUCGUUGGAACAUGAGCGUGAUGACUUAGAACAAAAGCUCGAAGAUAUGACUGACAAAUACGCAAAGAUUAAGGCUGAAUUAGACGAGGUUCACCAAGCAUUAGAAGAUUUAUAGAUUCCAACGCGUAAUGCUCCGAAUUACAGCCUGCUUUUGUACGUACAAAUCUGUUUCCUUGUUCGAUUUGGUUGGCUGCUCAUUGGACUAAUUGUGCCAAUGAGCUUUUGGAUCUUACAUCGGCAUGUCCGUCGUUAAUGUAUGAACUAUUACCUUCUUUUUGAUGUACCUUUCAUUUACCAAUAAGUUUUUUAACGAAGCUUCGCAAUUUGUACUUGGUCAUUCUAUCUUGUUUUCAACGUUACGUUUUAUUAUCUUUCGAUUUUGAAAUACAAUCGACUCUUUAAGUCUAAAUUUUUUUUUUUACUUUUUAUUAUUUCUACCGUUCUUUAUGAUACUAUAUUGAAGAGAACUGCGAUUCAUGAAGUAUUCCAAAUUCUAUAUCCACUCUCUUUGCACGUUUACUGUGUCAAGUUCCACUCUUCAUGAAGUAUAUAAUCUGCAAGUUGUGAUUCCAAUCUUUCAGCAAUGGUAAAUGAAAUGUAUAUAUGCAGAAUAGUAGCGAUACACAUACUAGAAGUGUUAGCCAGUAUGACAAGAGCCAGAUCGAUUGUUUCCUAGGAAACCAUAGAUAACUUCAGAUUACUCUUUCUUUCAAGCGUUAUACGUAUUGGUAAUUAGAAACAAAACCAUUUAUCCACCUAGAGAACUAUAUUACGUAGGCUUGUUAAUUUCAUAAUUACAGCAAGG
Molecule: messenger RNA, 1203 nt
Organism: Schizosaccharomyces cryophilus OY26
Lineage: Eukaryota; Fungi; Ascomycota; Schizosaccharomycetes; Schizosaccharomycetales; Schizosaccharomycetaceae
Product: tropomyosin
Exons: 2
Coding region: 28-513 (161 amino acids)
Source: RefSeq, a predicted model, not a curated record